AUGACCACUCUCAACGAACAAGGAUACCUCGAUCUGUGCGCACGCGUGAUCGAAGAGGGUGAAUCACGUGACGACCGAACCGGCACCGGGACUCUCUCUCUGUUUGCCCCCCCUCAGCUUCGAUUCGAUCUGUCCAACGACAUUCUUCCCCUGCUCACCACCAAGCGAGUCUUCUACCGAGGCGUUCUGGAGGAGCUUUUGUGGUUUGUGGCUGGAUGCACCGACGGCAAAAAACUGAGCGAGAAAAACAUUCACAUCUGGGACGGAAAUGGAUCUAAGGAGUUCCUGGAAAAGGCCGGGCUGGGCCACAGACGAGAGGGAGACCUGGGACCGGUCUAUGGCUUCCAAUGGCGCCAUUUCGGAGCCGAGUACAAGAAUUGUGACACGGAUUACACUGGCCAAGGCGUGGACCAGCUCAAACAGGUGAUACACACUCUCAGAACCAACCCUCACGACCGUCGAAUCAUUCUGUCUGCAUGGAACCCCGCCGAUCUCCCAAAGAUGGCGCUUCCUCCCUGUCACAUGUUUUGCCAGUUUUAUGUGUCGUACAAAAACUCGGAACGAGGACGUCUGUCGUGUCAGCUGUAUCAGCGAUCAUGUGACCUGGGUCUUGGAGUCCCCUUCAACAUUGCCUCCUACGCUCUGCUCACCCGAAUGAUUGCCCAGGUCACCGAUUUGGACUGUGGAGAGCUCAUUCACACCAUGGGAGACGCCCAUGUGUACAAGGAUCACGUGGACGCACUCAAGCAGCAGAUUGCUCGAACGCCAGGCCAGUUCCCCAAGCUCACUUUUGCACGAGAUAUCAAGGACAUUGACGGUUUCAACUACGAGGACUUUGUGCUCGAGGGAUACAAGCCCCAGUCCAAGAUUGAGAUGCAGAUGAGCGUUUAG
Messenger RNA from Yarrowia lipolytica CLIB122, 891 nucleotides. RefSeq lists its product as uncharacterized. Gene Ontology annotation, cellular component: cytosol; mitochondrion. Gene Ontology annotation, molecular function: thymidylate synthase activity. Lineage: Eukaryota; Fungi; Ascomycota; Dipodascomycetes; Dipodascales. The record is from RefSeq and is a predicted model, not a curated record. Gene Ontology annotation, biological process: dTMP biosynthetic process.